Cynocephalus volans (Philippine flying lemur) is the source of this 702-nucleotide messenger RNA. It is a transcript of the gene HOXA6, whose product is annotated as homeobox A6. Lineage: Eukaryota; Metazoa; Chordata; Mammalia; Dermoptera; Cynocephalidae. The coding region runs from base 1 to 702 and encodes 233 amino acids. The record is from RefSeq and is a predicted model, not a curated record. Gene Ontology annotation, biological process: anterior/posterior pattern specification; regulation of transcription by RNA polymerase II. Gene Ontology annotation, cellular component: nucleus. The transcript is spliced from 2 exons. Gene Ontology annotation, molecular function: DNA-binding transcription factor activity, RNA polymerase II-specific; RNA polymerase II cis-regulatory region sequence-specific DNA binding.
AUGAGUUCCUAUUUUGUGAAUCCCACUUUUCCCGGGAGCCUGCCCAGCGGCCAGGACUCCUUCUUGGGCCAGCUGCCCCUCUACCAGGCCGGCUAUGACGCGCUGAGGCCCUUCCCGGCCUCUUACGGGGCGUCGAGCCUCCCGGACAAGACGUACACCUCACCUUGUUUCUACCAACAGUCCAACUCGGUCCUGGCCUGCAACCGAGCGUCCUACGAGUACGGGGCCUCGUGUUUCUAUUCUGAUAAGGACCUCAGUGGCGCCUCGCCCUCGGGCAGUGGCAAGCAGAGGGGCCCUGGGGACUACCUGCACUUUUCUCCCGAGCAGCAGUACAAACCCGACAGCAGCAGCGUGCAGGGCAAAGCCCUCCAUGACGAAGGCACCGACCGGAAGUACACGAGCCCUGUUUACCCUUGGAUGCAGCGGAUGAACUCCUGCGCGGGUGCUGCGUACGGGAGCCACGGGCGCCGAGGCCGGCAGACCUACACGCGCUACCAGACCCUGGAGCUGGAGAAGGAGUUCCACUUCAACCGCUACCUGACGCGGCGCCGCCGCAUCGAGAUCGCCCACGCGCUCUGCCUCACCGAGCGCCAGAUCAAGAUCUGGUUCCAGAACCGCCGCAUGAAGUGGAAGAAAGAGAAUAAACUCAUCAAUUCCACGCAGCCCAGCGGGGAGGACUCUGAGGCAAAGGCGGGCGAGUAG